ACACCGUGUGUUACGGUUCCCGUCACAAACCCGGAAGCAGUGCACGCUCUCCCUCCGCUCCCACCACCACUGCUCUCUCGCCUCUCUGCCGCCUUCUUCUGGCAACACACGAGUUUAACUUCUGCCUCUCCAAAUGGGGGCAACUUAUUGACGUUAACCGUUCAGUGGUAACCAGUUAGUUCGGCUUUCAGGGACAACGACUUUCGGUGAAUAGUCCUCGGCGGUAACGGAGAGCUAAAGGCUGAGCAGCGCGUCAAAGUCAGUGACAUUGACACACAUCGGUGGCGGUGGUGUUGUUGUGCUGCUGCUGCGGUGCACAAGUCAAUGUGUGGACGGUGACGGAGCGCUUUCCACCGCAGUCCUCCCCCAGCUUCUGCCGCCACCAUGAGCGAAUACUUCAGCCUGUCGGACGGCGACGUUAUCGGCUUCGACCUGGACCACACACUGUGCCGCUACCAUCUGAAGGAGACCUCCAGGCUGAUCUAUGAGAGCUUUGCCAGGUAUCUGGUGGAGCAUAAAGGCUAUGACAAGGACCUGCUGAACCUCACCCCUGCUACCUGGGACUUCUGUUUUAAAGGACUGGUGGUGGAUCUGGAGGAUGGAAACCUCGUGAAGCUGGCUGAGGAUGGAACCGUCUUGCGAGCGACACAUGGAAGCAAUGACCUCAGCACAGAAGACAUCAUCAAACAUUAUGGUCCAAAGCGGGAGUGGAAGCACUUCGACGACCUCAAUACCUCCUUCACAAGAUCUGCAAAAUACUAUUUCUAUGACAACUACUUUGACCUGCCUGGGGCUCUCCUGUGUGGAAGAGUUGUGGACAUGCUGAAUAAGCGAGGAAAUGAGGUGAAUUCCGAUUUUUGGAAAGAUAUGCUUGCUGCCAUCGACCACAAUUACAACACGUCGGCAUUCAAAGAGGAUGCAGGGACAUACUUCCCCAGUGUGAAGAGGGACCCGGGCCGGUACCUGCAGCCCUGCUCUGAGUCAGUCAAGACUUGGCUGCGCAGCAUGAAGAGCGCCGGAAAGGUCCUCCUCCUCAUCACCAGCUCCCACAGCGACUACUGCAGGCUCAUCUGUGAACACAUCCUGGGGAAGGAUUUCGAAGAGCUGUUUGACGUCAUCAUCACAAACGCCCUGAAGCCCGGUUUCUUCUCCUUGGUGCCCCAGCAGAGGCCCUUCAGGACCCUCUUGAACGACGUGGAGGAGAGCGAGGGGCUGCCGUCGCUGGAUAAACCCGGCUGGUACUCCCAGGGCAACUGGCCGCACCUCCACGAGCUGGUCAAGACCAUGACGGGCAAGCCGGAGCCCAAGGUAGUGUAUUUCGGAGAUAGCAUGAGGUCGGACAUGUUCCCCGCCAGCAGCUUUGGGAAGUGGGAGACGGUGAUGGUCGUGGAGGAAAUGGAGGGGGAAGGCGUCCCGAAGAGUGACGCGGUGAUGUCCAACGAGGCCCAAGUGGAGCCGCAGGAGAAGAAGGGAAAGUUUGAGGAGCAGGGCAUGAAGUCCCCCUCCGAUGUGUCCAACCAGUGGGGCUCCUACUUCGUCGACGUACACGGAAGCGGAGGAGGGGACGAGGAGAGCCAGAAACUGACCUGGUGCUGCCACUGCAUUCACAAAUACAGCACCAUGGCCAUCCCUAGUGUUGAGCACAUAGCAGAUCUCCCUCUGGAUUACAAGUUCCCCAGGUUUUCUCCCGACAAGCCCUGCACCACCGGCUACUACCCCAGGCCCCCGGAUUCUUUGCUGAAGAGGUGCGAGAGUCUGUCGUAAAAACGAAAGGGAAAAAAGUUUAAAAAAAAAAAAAAAAAAAAAAGGAAACGUCCUCCCUUACCCCUUCUGCCUCAGGAGAGGAAUGUGCCUCCAUUUUUGCCUGUAGUUUCCCACCUGACCCCGCCGCCAUCUGUGGAGCACAGGAAGCAUACACUCCUCACCCAUUCAGAGAAACCAUGUGAAUGUAAGCCACAGUAUCUCUCUGUAAUAACGCCUACAUUUGAACGUCGUUUCGUGGUUUAGUGUACGUGGAAAUACGACAAAAGUAAGUGUGUGUGUGCGUGUGUGUGUGUGUGUGUGUCUGCAUACAGUAAUAACAGAAAACGUAGUGUUUUUUAUUGUUUCAUGUGUGAGGCCCUUAUUAUUUUCUGUGUUUAAAUAUCUGAAUUCUUUGAAUUUUUCCAAAAUAAAGUGAACAUUUUACUGUC
Molecule: messenger RNA, 2192 nt
Organism: Sebastes umbrosus (honeycomb rockfish)
Lineage: Eukaryota; Metazoa; Chordata; Actinopteri; Perciformes; Sebastidae
Gene: nt5dc1
Product: 5'-nucleotidase domain containing 1
Exons: 12
Coding region: 385-1764 (459 amino acids)
Molecular function (GO): 5'-nucleotidase activity
Source: RefSeq, a predicted model, not a curated record